AUGACUGAAAGGGAAAUGAAGGCUAAAGCGAAAGAACCAUUAUCGGAACCGGAAAAGAAGGCUGUUUACGGAUUAGAAUUUCAAAAAAUGCAAGACAAAACCCUACAAUACGUCGUACAUUCGUCAUAUGCUACUGAAAAGGACAUUCUCAAUCUGAAGAAAGGACUACUCAGUGACAUGGAAAUCUUGGAGAUGAGAGACACGAGGCGAAUAUUGAAGCAUGACGAUCUAACUCUUAUACAGUGUAUCAACGAAUUCUUUAUAAGGAAUUUUGUGCAGGAGUUCUUGCUGGUGAUAAAUACAGGCCGAUGGUUAAUACUGCUAGCAGCUCUGUUAUGCAACUUCAUUUUAGCAUUUGUUAGCGUAUCGACCGUAUUUGUUGUCCCAUUGAUUUUCAGCCAGGAAAUGCCGCUCGGGACCAUCUAUUUUGUUCUGAUAUUUCUGACAUUCGGUACGGUCAUUCUUGGAGUACUCUGCGGCACAGUAAUUCCGAACACUGUUGGAGCUAUAAAACUCGCAUUCAUUCUGUGGCUAAUCCUUGUAUAUCUCGCGGUGAAGUCUCCACCUGUACAUUACUCGUAUUGGUUAGUAUGCCUCUAUCAGCUGAAUAUCGUCGCCUCGUUCAAAUACAUCCUUGAAUCAUGUGAACACUUCGAACUACGAGGAAAUCCCCUUUCAUUGUCCAAUAUGUUCACCUAUAGCGACAUUGUUAAUCCGGGCGUAUCUCUGUGCUUUAUGAUAUUAGACAUAAUCCUUUACUUAACGUUUUUGAUAUUGUAUGAUUCGAUGGAAUGGUGUGCAUUAUUCGCGGAUGUCUUUACGAUUGUGAGGAAGAAAAAACUGGAACAACUGAAAAGUCAGUCCGAGAGACACUCAUGGCAUCAAGACGAAGAAGUACGGCCGUUCCCUGCGGACGUUGACGCCGAAGAUCUGUCAAAAGUUUGGGAGACCAGCGGCGAAGUGGCUGUGUACCGUUUCGAAAUCAGAGCCUACCCUGAAGAGGUUUCCGUUCUUCUCGGACACAGUGGCUGCGGAAAAACUACUGUUCUCAAAAUGAUUUGUGGAAUGGUCAGGCCAACAGAAGGUCGUGUCAAAAUAUGCGAUAAAGGCAUCUUCCACAAAACAUCAUUUUGUCGUUCGAAAAUCGGAUAUUGCCCACAAGCGAACAUACUGUAUGACUCAUUCACAGCUAUGGAACAUCUGUGGUUUUUUUAUUCGCUAAAGCGUGCUGGAAAGAAACGGGAUAAGAAAGUAUGGAAAUCAGAGGCUAUCACACUUACGGACAAGCUCGGUAUGGACGACUUCAAAGACAAAAAGGCCGUGUUACUUUCACAAGGGGAAAAACGAAAAUUGUGCGUUUCUAUUGCAUUUAUUGGUGGGAGCCGUGUUGUAUUGUUGGAUGAACCAACCGUUGGUAUGGAUUACACAGCAAAGAAAGCCCUUCAAGAUCUUGUUCAAUCGCAAAAACAAUCGAGAACAAUACUGCUGACCACCCAAAAUAUGGAAGAUGCAGAAUCCAUGGGACACCAGAUGUACGUCAUGUUUAUGGGCAGAACCGUCUGUAGCGGUGAUAUUCAAUUCGUCAAAGGCUCAUUCAUGAAAGAAUAUAUCUUGGAUGUCAGGAUUUCUCAGCAGGAUGCUACAAAGACUAUCCCAAGAAUUGAAGAGGGAAUUAUCUCAAUGGUUGCCGGCUCAAAAGUUCGCUCAAAGCAAGGAAAUCAGUUGAAGAUCGAUUUACCAAAGUUACAGUUACAGUUGUAG
This is a messenger RNA of Haemonchus placei, 1761 nucleotides long. The record is from the annotation of a GenBank genome assembly. Lineage: Eukaryota; Metazoa; Nematoda; Chromadorea; Rhabditida; Trichostrongylidae.